AUGUCGACUGAUAAGAUCACUUUCCUCACCAACUGGCACGCUACGCCUUACCACGCGCCGCUGUACCUUGCUCAGGCUAAGGGAUACUUUAAGGAGGAGGGAAUCAAGGUUGCUCUUCUUGAGCCCAACGAUCCUAGUGAUGUCACUGAGAUCAUUGGUACUGGCAAGGUCGACCUUGGCUUCAAGGCCAUGAUUCACACUCUGGCUGCCAAGGCUCGAAACUUCCCCGUCCAGUCCAUCGGUAGUCUUCUCGACGAGCCAUUCACUGGCGUCGUCUACCUCAAGGACUCUGGUAUCACCACCGACUUCCGCACCCUCAAGGGCAAGCGCAUCGGCUAUGUCGGUGAAUUUGGCAAGAUCCAGAUCGACGAGCUCACCUCGCACUACGGCAUGACUCCUGAUGACUACACCGCCGUGCGCUGUGGUAUGAACGUCUCCAAGGCCAUCAUCAAGGGCGAGAUCGACGCCGGUAUCGGUCUGGAGAACGUCCAGAUGGUUGAGCUCGAGGAGUGGCUCUCUGCCCAGGGCCGUCCCAAGGAUGAUGUUCAGAUGCUUCGCAUCGACGAGCUCGCUGAGCUUGGCUGCUGCUGCUUCUGCACCAUCCUCUACAUCGGCAACGAGAAGUUCCUCGCCGAGAACCCGGAGAAGGUCCGCUCGUUCCUCCGCGCCGUCAAGAAGGCCACCGACUUUGUCCUCGCCGAGCCCGAGAAGGCCUGGGCCGAGUACGUCGACUUCAAGCCCGUCAUGGGAACCGCGCUCAACCGCAAGAUCUUCGAGCGCAGCUUUGCCUACUUCAGCAAGGAUCUCAAGAACGUCAAGCGUGACUGGGAGAAGGUCACCAAGUACGGCAAGCGUCUUGGUGUCCUGGACGAGAGCUUUGAGCCCAACUACACCAACUCGUACCUCGAGUGGACUCUUUCUGGGGAGUCUAGCGACCCUACUGGGGACCAGAAGCGUAUUGCUCAGCUCCAGAAGGAUGUCGCUGCUUCUGGUGGCUUUCACCGUCUUCAGGCUGAGGUCAAGGCUUGA
Messenger RNA from Fusarium tjaetaba, 1029 nucleotides. Its product is annotated as NMT1. Lineage: Eukaryota; Fungi; Ascomycota; Sordariomycetes; Hypocreales; Nectriaceae. The coding region runs from base 1 to 1029 and encodes 342 amino acids. The record is from RefSeq and is a predicted model, not a curated record. The transcript has 3 exons. Gene Ontology annotation, biological process: thiamine biosynthetic process.